GCUCUUCCUAUACAUUAUACAAAUAUUACAUUAAUAAAACUGUCCAAGUAACAAGCCGUUGAUAAGAGAAUUGUUUUAUCGGUUGCUGAGAUUUAGAAUCCUGCGAGUCAUUAUGACUGAAGCAGUAUAGUUGAGUAUAGUAUAUAAAGCGAAACGACUCAACAUAAUACCGGAGUACUGCCGAUUAGACUUUGUAAAAACUGUUUGCACAACAGAGCAUUGACAUAGAUAUUAAAAAAAUGGUGAAAAACUGAGGAGCACCGAUCCGUCUUAAAAUUGAUUUCUUCUUAUAAUUCAUCCGAAAUAUGAAAAUCGUAUAACGAUGGCGAUUUAUUUGGAAUUAAUUUGCGGCCUCGUAGCCCUGGUACUGGGCUUCUAUUAUUAUUUCAUUUCUACCUUCGAGUUUUGGAAAAUUCGGGGUGUGCCCGGACCAAAACCGGUCCCGGUUUUUGGUAAUAUAAAGGAGACGAUGUUACUGAGACUAUCGAUGGCCGAUUAUUUGAAAAGGAUUUACAAGGAAUAUGAAAACGAGCCUGUGAUUGGAAUUUUUACUAGAAGAACGCCGAUUUUAAUUUUGAAGGAUAUGGAACUGAUAAAGGACGUGUUGAUAAGGGACUUCUCGAAAUUCGCUGACAGGGGUAUUCCCGUUAAUGAGAAGGCGGACCCAUUGUCCCCUCACCUUUUCAAUCUCGAGGCAGAGAGGUGGCGGCCAUUGAGGACUAGACUGUCCCCAGUUUUCACAUCCGGAAAGCUGAAAGAAAUGUUCCCAUUGAUAAUCGACUGCUCUACGAAUUUUGAGAAACAUUUGGAUAAAUUGGUAUCGAAAGACGAGCCGAUCGAAUGCCGCGAGUUGACCGCACAAUUUACGACGGACGUGAUUGGUUCCUGUGCGUUUGGGAUUGAAACGAACGCGAUGUCCGAAGAAGAGAGCGAGUUUCGAAAAAUGGGGAGGAAAGUGUUCGCGCCUUCCGUCGCGCAAAUUAUAAAAUUCAGAUUGAGGCAGGCGGUCCCUUGGCUCCUCACUUUACUAUCUUAUAUUUUGCCACCGUCGGAUAUCGUCCAGUUUUUCACGAAAACUAUUGUCGGUACAAUGAAUUAUAGGAAGGAGAACAACAUCGAGAGACCGGAUUUUGUUAAUAUGUUGAUGGAGUUAAAAAAGCAUCCAGACAAGUUAGAAAACAUCAAGUUGACGGAUACUCUGUUAACCGCUCAAGCGUUCGUCUUCUUCGUCGCUGGUUUUGAAACGUCGUCUUCGGCAAUGAGUAACGCGCUCUAUGAGCUGGCAUUAAAUCCUAAAAUACAAGAUAAAUUGCGAGAAGAGAUUAGACAGUAUUACAAGGAAAAUGACGAACUCAAGUAUGACAAAAUUAAAGAUCUCACUUAUCUGGAUUUAGUAUUUCGAGAGACACUAAGGAAGUAUCCACCGGGGCCACUGCUGAUGAGAAAAUCGAUACACGAUUACACGUUUGAGAACACCAAAGUUACAAUACCGGCGAAAACAUUUAUAUGGAUACCAUUGUAUGCGAUUCACCAUGAUCCAAAGAUUUAUCCAGAUCCAGACGCUUUCAUCCCGGAAAGAUUUAACGACGACGCCGUUGCUUCGCGACACCCGAUGAGCUACUUGCCAUUCGGCGAUGGACCCAGAAAUUGCAUUGGAGCAAGGUUCGCCGUUUAUCAAUCGAAGGUGGGACUGAUGACUAUUUUACGGAAUUACAAAGUGGAAGUUUGCGACAAAACUAAGAUCCCUUAUGAAAUCGAACCAGCUGCAUUCUUAUUGGCACCGAAAGGUGGUAUACAUUUAAAAUUCACGAAAAUAGAAAGUUAACAAACAUCAUUAUUGUAUAUACAUUUUUAUACACACGCUAUGUAUACAUUAGAUAGCUUUAAAAACACAUAUUAUAACAUAUCUAUAUUAUAUGUUUAUAAGUAUUUGGAAGAUAAUUAGAUAGGAAACUAAUCAUAAAUGAGAAACGUAUAUUUGUAUGGAACUAAUUUUGUAUAAUAAAAUAUAAAAUGUGGUUAUCAUAAUUAA
Molecule: messenger RNA, 2032 nt
Organism: Ceratina calcarata
Lineage: Eukaryota; Metazoa; Arthropoda; Insecta; Hymenoptera; Apidae
Product: putative cytochrome P450 6a14
Exons: 6
Coding region: 323-1825 (500 amino acids)
Molecular function (GO): oxidoreductase activity, acting on paired donors, with incorporation or reduction of molecular oxygen; monooxygenase activity; iron ion binding
Source: RefSeq, a predicted model, not a curated record